UGCUGGGCAGGUGCAAGGGGCUGAGUGAGAGCGGCUCGCUGGCCGAGCUUGCAGCUGCGGUGGACGUGAUCCAGAGCAGCAGCUCGGCCGUGGGGCUGCGCUUAGCUGGGCUCAAGCACAUCGUGGAGAUGCUGGAGGAGGAGCCCAAGUCGGAGCAGCAAGUCGGCGCAGCCCAGGGCGGGCUGGGCCCCGGGAGUGCCGGGGAGAAGCUGGUGCAGGUGGCCGUGCAGCUGCUGAGCACGGAGGCGGCAGAGAAGGCGCUGGUGGCGGUGACGCUGCGGCUGCUGGCCGUGCUGCUGGCCCGCCACGAGUGGCGAGUGCCCUUUGCCACGGAGGGCGGCGUGCGGGCCGUGCUGGCGUGCAUGCAGCAGCACGGCUGCUCCGGCCUGGUGCAGCAGGCCGGGCUGGCGGCCCUGAAGGUGCUGGUGGGAGCUGCGGACGGUGCUGCCGGUGGGAAGUGCUUGCCCUGGAACCACGGCGAUGCACAGAUGAUGCGGGAGAUCUUUGCCAGCAUCGGCUCUGCCUCCAGCGAGGGCUCUGCCAGCCUGCUGAGUAGCAUCCCUGCUGCCCUGAGCACCAUGCAGAGGGUGCCAGGGGGCUCCUCAGGGCUGCAGAACGGCCUGCUGGUGGUGAACAUGCUGAUGGAUGGGCACCGGGGCCUGGCGGAGCAGCUGGCGAGCUGCGAUCUGCUGGCGGUGCUGCAGAGCUGCUGGAGGGACGGGCAGAGCAGCGGCUGUCCCCAGGCAGUGCUGGCCCUCAGCGCCAUCAAUCGCCUGGCAGAGCACCUGGGCCCGGAGGCAGCAGGCAGAGAGGUCCUGUUGGACCCGAAGGGCGUGCAGAGGCUGCUGGGUGGCCUGGACGACGGCGUCUUGUCCAAGGAGGUGGUGGUGGCCCUGGAGCGGCAGCUCUGCAGCGAAGGGCCUGUUCCCUCUGGCCAGGGGGCCCAGCUGCUGCAGGACCACAGCUGCUUCCAGCUGUUGCUGCGCAGCUUGGAGCUGCUGGGGACAGAGAAGGCCGUGAGCCUGAGCAUCCUCAGGAUCCUGAACAAGUUCCUGGACAGUUAUCAGGAGGAUGUGCUGCCCUGGCAUGAGUGUGUGGAGCCCUGUGUGUCCUUCCUGAGCAGCCACAGCAGCAGCUGGGAGGUGCUGCAGGAGGUUGUUGGCUUCCUGCACCGGCUGGGCAGUGCCAGCAAGGACUGUGUGGUGGUGAUGUGCCACGUGGGCACCCACGAGGUUCUGUCCAAAGCCCUGGAGAAGCACAGCACAGUCCCAUCGCUGGCGCCGGCCCUGCUCGACCUGGUGACGGAGUGUGAGAAGUAUGCCAGGCUCUACAAGAAGCUGACGAGCAGCAUCUUGGCUGGCUGCAUCCAGCUGGUGCUGGGACAGAUUGAGGAGCACCGCCGGAGCCACCAGCCCAUCAGCAUCCCCUUCUUUGAUGUCUUCCUGCACAACCUGUGCCGAGGCUCCAGCAUGGAGGUGAAAGAGGACAAGUGCUGGGAGAAGGUGCAGGUCUCUUCCAACUCACACCAGGCCAGCAAGCUCACGGACAGGAACCCCAAGACCUACUGGGAGUCCAACGGCAGCACCGGCUCCCACUUCAUCACUGUGCACAUGCAGUGUGGGGUGGUGAUCAGGGAGCUGAGCAUGCUGGUGGCCAGCGAGGACUCGAGCUACAUGCCAUCCCGGGUGGUGGUGCUGGGCGGGGACAGCCCUGCCACCAUCAGGACGGAGCUCAAUGCGGUGACCAUCCUGCCCUCGGACAGCAGAGUGAUCCUGCUGGAGAACAUGAGUCGCUUCUGGCCCAUCAUCCAGAUCCGGGUGAAGCGGUGCCAGCAGGGUGGCAUCGACACCCGUGUGCGUGGCAUCGAGGUGCUGGGUCCCAAGCCCACUUUCUGGCCCAUCUUCAAGGAGCAGCUGUGCCGGCGGACGUUCCUCUCCUGCACUGCUCGGGCUCAUGCCUGGAGCCAGGAGAUCUGCCGAGACCGGGGGCAGCUGCUGCAGCUCUUUGGCAGACUGAACCGGGCGCUGCAGCACGAGCAGGGCUUUGCCAACCGCUUCCUUCCCGACGACGAGGCAGCCCGGGCACUGGGCAGGACGUUCUGGGAGGCCCUGGUGAACCCCUUGGUGCAGAGCAUCACCAGCCCAGACCCUGAUGGUGUCAGUCCCCUGGCCUGGCUGCUGAGCGAGUACCUGGAGAGCGUGGAGCUGCCCCGCCGUGCCACGGGACACAGAGCUACCUUUGGAUCCUGCGUGCGGCGCCUGACCCAGCUCCUGGUGCACGUGGACCCCGGAGGCCCCGAGGCAGAGGAGACCAGAGCAGCUGGUGGGAAGGAGGGGAAGAACAAGGAGGUGCUGGCCAGGACUGCAAAGGCUGUGGUGGAGAAGUCGAGAGGCCUGUGGGGAAUCUCACAGUGCUGGCGUGGCGUGGUGCAGCAGCAGGUGCAGCAGUUCCUGGAGGCGGCGGGGGAGGGGCCCGACCUUGCGGAGCGGUACUGCCGGCUGUACCAGCGCCUGCGUGGGGCCACAGAGGAGCUCUUUGGGCAGCAGGCUGCCUUUGUGCUGGCCCUGGGCCAGGGCUUUGCAGGGGCUUUGCUGCAGCUCUCCUUCCUGACUGCCCUGCACGUGAGUGAGCAGUUUGCCCGCUACCUUGACGUGCAGAUCCAGGAGCUCCGCAGGGCUGCGGGCAGCACGGGGCCUCUGGAGCGGCUGCAGCAGUUCUUGGAGCCCUUUGUCGUCUUCAGUGGCCUGGAGCUUGCCCACAGCUUUGAACACUUCUACAGGCUCUACCUGGGGGACCGGCUCCUGACGCAAGGGCCGUCUUGGCUGGAAGGAGGCAUCGUGGAGCAGAUAGGGCUGUGCUUCCCCAGCCGCUUUCCCCAAGAUAUGCUGAGCAACUUGGCCCAGUCGGAGGAGCUCCAGCGGCAGUUCUGCCUCUUCCAGCUGCAGGAGCAGGAUAAGCGGCUGCUGGAGCUGGACACGGGCCUGGACGAGGUGCUGGGAAGAGCCUCAGUGGCAGAUGUGCCAGAGGUGAAGGUGCUGGCCCUGUCCCCGCGCUGCUGGCCUGUUUCCCCGCUCUGUUACAUGGAUAACCCUGCGAGGUUUUUCCCGGCGGAGCUGAGCUCCCCACUGGAUGAGUUUGCUGACUUCUGCCGGCAGAGCCAGAGCCAGCUGGGCUGGGAGUGCACAAAGCCCCGUCGGCUGCAGUGGACGUGGCUGGGCCACGCCGAGCUGCAGUUUGGAGACUGCGUUCUGCACGUGUCCACACUACAGAUGUACAUCCUGCUGUGCUUCAACAGCGCCCAGGAGGUGGCUGUGGAGGCCCUGCUGCAGGCUACAGGGCUUCCUGCUGACCUGGUGCACCACGCACUGACACCACUGACCCACGGCCAGGGUGUCCUGGUGGGGAGCUGCACUCUGGGGGGUGCGCUGCGGCUGAACCAGGCAGCCCUGGCCCAGAGCUCCGGCCGCCAGCUGAGGCUGCUGCCCCAGCAGAGGUACCUGCGGACAGAGAGGGCCGAGGUGAGCGCCCUGGAAAGGAAGAGGAAUGUCCUGUGCUGCCUCAUCACCCGCAUCCUCAAGCUGGAGAAGCAGCUGCACAUCGACAAUCUGGUGUUCAGGGUGAUCGAUGCCUGUCAAAAGGGCGAGCUGGGGCCAGGGGUGCAGUUCCUGAGCUUCUGCUGCCACAGCGUGGACGUGCUGUCCUGCAUCCUGCACCUGCUGAACCAGGGCUAUCUCCGGCGCCAGGAGGGGAGGCCUCAUGUCUUGGAAUACAUCUCUGCUGAAGCCACAACGCUCCCCACUUCUCAGGUCCAGCCACAGGUUGCCUUCCAGACUGUAGAGAUCAAGACAGCAGUAAACCUUGGCUCUGCUGAAAGGAGACAGACUUUUUCCACAUUCAGGUAGAUGAGGACUUGGCUGGGAGGACUAGGGCUGAAUCCAGU
Messenger RNA from Pseudopodoces humilis (Tibetan ground-tit), 3940 nucleotides. The record is from RefSeq and is a predicted model, not a curated record. Lineage: Eukaryota; Metazoa; Chordata; Aves; Passeriformes; Paridae.